Molecule: messenger RNA, 1224 nt
Organism: Botrytis fragariae
Lineage: Eukaryota; Fungi; Ascomycota; Leotiomycetes; Helotiales; Sclerotiniaceae
Product: putative quinone oxidoreductase protein
Exons: 3
Coding region: 1-1224 (407 amino acids)
Biological process (GO): cellular response to oxidative stress
Cellular component (GO): cytoplasm
Molecular function (GO): zinc ion binding; quinone reductase (NADPH) activity
Source: RefSeq, a predicted model, not a curated record
AUGUCUACACGAAUUCUCAAAUCUUCACCCGUUCGCAGAAGUUUCAAGGGCAUAACUGUUGCUCACACGAAUAUCACCUUAACCUUACAAGCCCCACGUUCAACAUUACCCCUCCUGUUCACACGAUUCGCAUCCUCGCACUCCUCGUUCAACUUUCAUAGGAUUAGUAGACCAUUCGUCGCUUCUGGGUUUGAGAGUAAGAAAUUUGGAAAGCAAGACGUGCAGAGAAGAAAUAUGUCUGAAGUUCCGCAGAAAAUGAAAGGUGUGGUGAUUGAGAAGACGGGGGGUGUGGAGGUACUGGAUUAUAGAACGGAUGUAGAGGUGCCGGUACCCGGGGAGGGAGAGGUGUUGGUGAAGAAUGAGUUUGUGGGGGUUAAUUAUAUUGAUACCUACUUCCGCACCGGUCUCUAUCCCUCUCCCAAACCCGAAAUCCUCGGCCGCGAAGCAGAAGGCACAGUAGUUUCUCUCGGUCCCUCCACAACUACCAAUCUCAAACCCAACGAUCGAGUAGUCUACAUGGGUGCCUCUGCCUACGCCGAAUACACCGUCGUCCCCGCAGCAAAAGUGCACACUGUUCCCCCGGGACUUGCUCCUGGUAUCGCGGCCGCAGCUAUUCUUCAGGGUCUCACGGCCCUGACCCUCAUUCGGGAAGCGUACCAUGUGCAACGCGAUGAUUGGAUCUUGGUUCAUGCUGCUGCGGGUGGAGUAGGUUUGUGGUUGUGUCAGCUUUUGAGAGUGGUGGGAGCGAAGGUUAUUGCGACGGCGAGUUCAGAGGAGAAAUUGAAGUUGGCAAAGGAGAAUGGGGCGACGGUGGGGAUUAAUAAUAAGGAGGAGGAUAUUGUUAAGAGGGUGCUUGAGAUCACGGGGGGAGAGGGUGUUCAUGCGGCUUUUGAUAGUGUGGGGAAGGAUACUUUUGAUGGGGAUUUGGAGGUGGUGAGAAGAAAGGGGACAGUGGUUAGUUUCGGUAAUGCUUCUGGAGCAGUUCCCCCCUUUGCGAUUUCCAAACUCGCAGCAAAGAAUCUAAAGGUUCUUCGUCCAACACUUUUCGGAUAUGUAGCUACCCGUGAAGAAUUCGAGAGGUACAUGGCGGAACUCUUUGAUUUUAUUAUUAAGGAUAAGUUGAAUGUAAGAAUUCAUGAGAUUUAUCCUUUGGAGGAUGUGAGGAGAGCGCAUACGGAUAUUGAGGGGAGGGGGACGAUGGGGAAAUUGUUGUUGAAGGUUUAG